This is a messenger RNA of Camellia sinensis, 1011 nucleotides long. NCBI's taxonomy places the organism in Eukaryota, Viridiplantae, Streptophyta, Magnoliopsida, Ericales, Theaceae. The record is from RefSeq and is a predicted model, not a curated record.
AUGGUAGGCAGCGAGGUCGAUGUGGUCGAGGCCGACGUUGGAGCCGACGACGUAAUAGAUGAAGGGGAAGCGAUCGAGAGUGUCAGAGAUAGAAAUUCCUCGAAUCCCGGUUGUCUCUGUCAUGACUAUGACCACAUUGUUCCCGACUCUAACCCAAGAAGCUUCCCUUACAGUGUGAAGCAACAAUGCUGGCAAAAAGCCGAAAAGGUCAAAGGCCGAGACCCAGAUCGAUGGAGCCCAGACGCUCUCGGCAACACUGUGUUCCGGAAGCUCGUGGGCUGUCCCGGUUGUCUCUGUCAUGACUAUGACCACAUUGUUCCUUACUGUAAGGAGGGGAAAAGCACAUUGGAAAACUGUCAAGUUUUACAGGCAACAGUUAAUCGAUCAAAGGGAAAUCGAAUUGAGAUAUCAAAAGCCGAUGUUAUUCAGAAAAGUUCAUACUGCAGGGUUUCAGGCAUUUGCAGGCCUUGUAAUUCCCAGCAUGGUGGACGAAAAUGAUUUAGGAGCUCUAUUAAUUGGAGAAAGUAUCAUAAUGGCUAGUGGAUUAUUUUUAAAUUCUAGUGCAGGUCGCGACAUGGAUCUUCUUGAAUUAUCAGCAUAUGGCAAUGUCAGACGCGGACAAGACUCCAAGGGAUGUAAGAUUCAGUGACAUCUUAAGGGUGACAAUUUAAGAGCUUAAAAUCAAUUUUGUGGAGAAUUUAACAAUCAUCUACCAGUGAUGCCUUGUGAGAUUGCUGACUGAUAAAUAAUCUCUCUCUCUCUCUCUCUCUCUCUCUCUCUCUCACUAUCUCUCAAUAAUAUCAGUGCUCAGUGUGUGUAGUGGUGGCCUCCGGGCCCAACCUGUCUAGCCUAGCUUGAUAUUUUUAGGGCUUGGAAUCAGUAUUUUGGCCCAAAGGGCCAGUGGGUUGCAAGAACAUGGUCCUGUUGCUUAGUUUGGUUUUGCUUAGUUUUUGAAAACCGUUUUUGAGUUUUUUUUGUAUUUUUUUCAUCUUUAGUGAAACUUUUUAAUAU